CCUCUGGCCAUGUUGCCCUUGUUACAGAUGCCCCCGAGCCCCCAGGUGAUACCAUCUCAGGGCCUGACACCCUGCUACCCCCGGGUGAUACUCCCCAAGAGGACACCCCCCCAGAGACCCCCAGCAGGGCCCCCCCACAGCCCCUUGGCAGAGCCCCGCUGCCCUUCUUCCCAUUCUCCCCCAGCCUCCUCCCCCCACUGCCUCCCUCUCCAGACCCCCCCAGCAUCCCCCCCUUGGAGCUGCAUAGUCCUGACCCUGCUGGCAGCCCCUCUAUAGGGCCCUGCACUCUGGACUCCCCCGGCAGCCCCUCUCCAGGCCCCCCCGGUACCUCCACCCCACAGCACACUCCGUUCCAUCGGUGGCGAGCAGCCCCCCCUGAUCUCUCUUGCAGCCCCGUUUCUUCCCAGCCCCUGUCUGAGGAUGGGGCUGUGGGUUCUCCUCCACAUCCCAGCACAUUAGGGAUGGCUGGAACCCCAAGCCCUGCCCCAGCAGAGCAGUGCUCCCCCCAGGCUGAGGUAGUGGGCUCAGAGCCUGUAGGGGCAGCAGCAGCAGCAGCCCCCACCCCAAUGUCUUUGUCUGAGCCGUCCCUGGGGGCUGUGUCCUGGUUAGCCCCCCUCGUGUGGCUGGAGAGGACCCUCCCCUCCUCGUCUGUGCUGGAAUCCAUACGGCGCAGCCUGCCCUUGUCUGUGUCAUGGCAGGAUGCUGCCACCAGCAUCACCCCAGUGCCCACUGUAGCUAUGGGUACCGCUGUCACCCCAGUGCCCACUAUAUCUAUGGGUACCACUGUCACCCCAGUGCCCACCGUAUCUAUGGGUACCACUGUAACCCCAGUGCCCACCGUACCUGUAGGAAGCAGUGUCACCCCAGUGCCAACCACGGCCACAGGCACCAAUGUCACCCCAGUGCCCACCGGAACCAUUGCCACCAAUGUCAGCCCGGUGCCCUGUGGAACCACUGCCACUAAUGUCACCCCAGUACCCACUGGAUCCAUUGGCACCAGUAUCACCCCAGUGCCCACUAUGUCUAUGGGCACCAGUAUCACCCCAGUGCCCACAAUGUCUAUGGGCACCAAUAUCACCCCAGUGCCCACUAUGUCUCUGGGCACCAGUGUCACCCCAGUGCUCACUAUGUCUAUGGGCACCACUGUCACCCCAGUGCCCACUAUGUCUAUGGGGACCAGUAUCACCCCAGUGCCCACCGUGUCUAUGGGCACCACCAUGACCCCAGAGGAGAGGAGCUCUGGCACAUCCAAGCCUGCCGAUGCCAAGGACAGCGCUGCUGAGACCGACUCUCUGCUGUGGCACUGUUCCCGGGAUCAGCUGCGUUUGCUGCCCCGAUCGGAGCUGGAGGGAAGGCUGGAGAGCACCCUGAUCAUCAUCGAGGCGCUGUCACUGCAGCUGCGGGACCUGCAGGGCUCCCAGUGCCCACUGCCCACUGUGGGACCAGCAGGACAGAGGGAUGCACACACACAGACUGAUGUCACCCGGCCCCGGGGGGAGGAGGGGAUCUACCACGGCCUCUACGUGGAGCUGCGGAACAAGAUGCAGGCUGUGCAGCGGCAGCGUGGGGCAGAGCUGGAGCUGGCACAGCAGCUGGCACGAGCAGUGGAGGCCAUGGACGCAUGGGCCGAGCGGCGUCGUGUGCUGCAGGAGGUGGCAGAUGCUGCCCUGCAGGAUGUACGGGGUGACCACGCGGUGCUGGAGCAGCAGCGGCUGCAGGUUCAUGCCAUGGUGUCCCGGUGCAACGUGCUGCUCCGUGCUGUCCCUGCCAAGCUGCGGAGCUGCCUGCAGGAGCGGGAUGCUGCACAGCACAGAGCAGACGAAGCCCUUCGUGCUAAGCAGGAGGGUGAUGGAUUCCUGGAGGCGUUUCGCUCCCACGCUGCUGCCCAGAUCGGUGCCCGCACGCAGAGCCUGGAGCUGCUGCAGGAGCUGAGCACGCUGCUGGCAGCUGCCAUCCAGCAGCAGGUGUCCCUGGCUGCAGAGGCUCAGCCCUUCCGGCAAUUCAUAGACGUGACCUUUGCCAACCUGCAGGAGGAGCGUGGAGCUCUGGAUGGGGAGCGGGAGCAGGUCCGUGCCCUGGUGUCUCGCUGCACGGCUGCGCUGCGGGAUGUCUCCACUAAGCUGCACAGCUGUAUGCAGGAGCGGGAUGCUGCAAUGCAACGGGUGGAGGAAGCUCUCCAAGCCAAGGAGGAGGUGUCCCAACAGCUGGAGAAGACCCUGGAGGCUCUGCAGGAUGCGAUGACGCAGGGGGAGCAGCUGGCAGUCACCAACUCACGGCUCAGCACAGAUCUGAGCAUGGUGAUGAAGCAGCUGGCCAGCCUGCAGCAGGAGCAGGACACGCUGCUGCAGGACUACGAGGAACAGAAGGAGCAGAUGAGCAGGCUGAGCAAGGAGCGCGAUGCUUUGCAGCGGGAGCGCAGGGAGCUGCAGGAAGCAGUGGAGUGCAGGGAGUUUCUGGACCAGGAGAACCGCAUGUCCCGCAGGCAGCUGAUGGAGGUGGAAGCCAAGCUGAAAUCCACGCUGGCUGAGCUGCAGGAGCGCAGCUUGCAGCACCAGGAGCUGCUGGAAGCCCACCAGAGCCUGCAGGAGGAACAAGCUGCCCUGCACAAGGAGCUGGAGAGCACCAAGGCGGAGCUGCAGGACCUGCAGCUCAAGAGGGACAGGGUGUCCUGGUGCUCAGCAGGCAUCGCCGAGAGCAAGGCCAGGCUGCAGGAGCUGGCUGACUGCCUGCGAGCCGCCCUGCCCCAGCAGGAUGAUGAUGAUGAGAUCCCAUCGAGGAAAAAGACCUGGACCCCAGGCUGGAGGACCCCCCGUGGGCCCUGGACCCCCCGUAGCUGUGCUUGGACCCCCGUGUGCCGCACGCCUGCCCGCCACACACCACACCGUGCCAGGGAGUCCUUUGUGGGCAGCGUUCUGAAGGCGGUGUCAAGAAGAGAUGGUGAUGAAGGCACUGGAGCUGAGAGCACAUCUGCCAGGGAUAGGGCUGUAUCCACACCAAAGCCUGCAGAGCCCGAGGAUGGUCUGAUGGAGCUGGCAGCUGAGCUGCGGGCCGUGGUGUCUGACCUCUCUGUGCUGAGCUCCCGCAUCCAGGAGUUGGAGCAGAGCGAGUUCAGGGCUCUACAGACAGAGAUCUCUGACCUGCAGCUCCAGCUGGAGGAGGUGACAACUGAGAGCCAGGAGCGGAUGGACGCACAGGCUGCCACCAUUGCCAAGCUAAACAAGGUGCUGCAGGGCAAGCUGCAGAACGAGAAGGAGCUGCAGGACGUUGUGAAACAGCAGGAAGCAAAGAUGCUGCAACUCAUUGACAAGAGUGGGGAGGUGACGAGGCUGAAGGAGGAGGUGACCCAGCUGAAGCGCUCGCUCCAGCGUGCGGAGACUGAGGCCAAGGUGCUGUGGGAGGAGAUGAGGGGACAGGAGGCCAAGGGGGAUGCAACCCAUGUUGUGCGGGAGCGUGUCCUGCUGCGGCAGGAGGUGGACAAACUGCGCUUGCUGCUGCUGGAGAAGGAGGAUGAGAACAUGGUGGUGUCGGGGAACUACCUGGAGCAGGUGCGAGAGUUGGAGCUGAAGCUCAGCCAUGCACAGAAGAUGCUGCGGAGCCACGAGGAGCUGCAGGAGAAGAUGAAGGAGGUCUUGCUGUCCCUCCUCGAGGUGCCCCCGGAGCUCUGUGUCCUCCUGCAGCACUUGGGGUUGAAGCCAAACAGUGAGAAAACUCCGGCUCCUCUGUAACCCACGGCGUGAAACGUUCCUGUUCUUAACACCAUCAUUAUUUAUUGAAUAAAGUUGGUUGGCGUUCUCCCUA
Coturnix japonica (Japanese quail) is the source of this 3798-nucleotide messenger RNA. RefSeq names its product sperm associated antigen 5 (gene SPAG5). Lineage: Eukaryota; Metazoa; Chordata; Aves; Galliformes; Phasianidae. Gene Ontology annotation, biological process: cell division; regulation of attachment of spindle microtubules to kinetochore. The record is from RefSeq and is a predicted model, not a curated record.